Molecule: messenger RNA, 1476 nt
Organism: Stylonychia lemnae
Lineage: Eukaryota; Ciliophora; Spirotrichea; Sporadotrichida; Oxytrichidae
Source: the annotation of a GenBank genome assembly
AUGGUUGAAAAGAAUUUAGAACUUUAAGAGAAAUAUGGAGAUGAUGUUGAUCUCUAAGAUAAAGCAAUGAUCGAGGAAAAAUAAGUUGAGAAAAGAUUAGCAGAAAUUUAAGAAGAGAUCAAAGAUAUUUAAAACUUUAAGUAAAAUGAAAUUGAAUAUAUUGCUAAAGCAAAAUGGAUUCCAGCCCAUCAUAUCUUGGACAUUCUUCAAAAUACUAAUUAAGACACCAAGGUCUAAAUAUAUAUUGACCUUAUGGACGAGAUUUAGGAUGUAUACACUUUUUAAUUUAGACUCUUUGCAUAAAAGUCAUUGCAGUUUCUGAAGGAUAUAGACGAGAAAAUUCUCACCUAAAAUGAAUUAUUUAUCAAGAUCAUGAGUGCAAAUGUUUUUAAGAGACUAAGAGGAAACUUUCCAGAGCUUAAGGCAUUUUUGUAUAACUUAAAGUCACUUCAUAUCUUUGAUGAAGUAAAAGUACUUAAAGCGGAAAGUUUAGAAUUGAUAAAAAAAAUAAAAAAUAAUGAAGCUACAUAAUAGUUUCUAGAAAAAGUUAUUAUCAGAAUGUCAGACGAAGUAGAGGAAGCUUUAGACAAACUUAAGGAUAAAGUUCAACAGAGCUAUAGAUAUCUAAACGCAUCUUUUAACAAACCACUUCAUAAUAAUGUAAAUGCCUAGAUCAUUGGUUCUUUUGAUUUAGGAACUAUUUAUGUUUUGUAUCCUGAGUAUAGAUUAGAUAUAGCAGUAUGUACAGAACUCUUUGAGGAUCCAGCUAAACUUUUAGAAAGUAUUAUUCCAAUGCUGAAGCUUAGAGAUUCUUAUAUAAAAGCAAGAGGCGAUGAUUUUAGUGAAAAAACCUAAAUCAAUAGGAAAUAUCUAACACUCAGAUGCUCUGAUCCAGAGUAUGAGAAUGAAUAUGAUAUGAAAUUGAUAUUUACCAAAGGAAAAGAUGAUUACAUUGUUAGCUAGCAUUAUGAAUUCAAAGAAGUUUUAAAUAAAUGCUAUAAGCUCAAAUUAGCCUACAGGACUAUUAGUUCUUGGGCUAAAAAAAAUCUCUAUGAUAACGGUGCUGAUUUUGAUAUGUUUUCACAAUAUGAAUUGCAGCUUUUGUUUAUAGAUUUCUUGAAUCAUAACUAAAUUUUCACACAAGAUCUGAGUUAAAUGAAAGUUAAUUUUCUCUAGUUUGAUUCAUAGGAAUUCUUUUUAGAUUUCCUUAUCUAUCUGCUAAUCACUCUUAAAGCAGUUUAGAUUAAUCCAAUCCAAACUCCAGAAUUAGAUAAAAAAUGCUAAAAAGAUGAGUUAAAAUAAGACUAAGAUAUAAAACAUUAGAAUAAUUUUUCAUUUUACCAAAUGAAGGAUAAGUUGGGUAAUUAUGUAGACACCAGGAAAUUCGAUAGAGACUAUAUGGAUGUAACAAACAUGUUUAGGAAGAUUAAUAUUACUCUCAGGCAAAUAAUUGAUGGUAUUGAUUUCUUUGAUUGA